Molecule: messenger RNA, 528 nt
Organism: Helobdella robusta
Lineage: Eukaryota; Metazoa; Annelida; Clitellata; Rhynchobdellida; Glossiphoniidae
Exons: 3
Coding region: 1-528 (175 amino acids)
Source: RefSeq, a predicted model, not a curated record
AUGAAAAUUAUUUACUCCUCUCUUGUUUUGAUGCUCGUGCUUCAUGAGUCUCAUGAGGUCCUGCACACGCGUGAGAUCUCCUUCGUCAGAGCUUACAGCUACAUUGUGGUGAACAAUCAAAAAACUGAUGUUUGUUUUGAUACAGCUAUGAGCAUUUUGAAGAAACUGAAGGCUGUCUCCGUUGGUGAUUGCAUCUACAAAUGUCUGAAGGCAACGAACAUGAAUUUGAAAGGAAUUAAUUUUGUGAGGUCUGGUGAAUCUUGUUCAUGUGUGCCCAAAAUGAACGUUUUAUACAACGUAACCAAUUUAAAAAAGGAUUGUCUGGCUUUUAUGGCUUGUAGUAUCGAUUGCCCGCCUGAAUUUGAAUACGUUGUAGAAAGCCACAAAUGUUACAACUUUCAAAGUGCAAAAAACACAUGGAAUAACUCCAGGAAGUUGUGCAACAAUCUGCUCAACUCCCAUCCAGUUGUGUUUGAUGACUCCGUGGAGAACUACAUCAUCGGAUUCUACAUUGGAUCAAAAUGUUAA